Molecule: messenger RNA, 627 nt
Organism: Symbiodinium sp. CCMP2456
Lineage: Eukaryota; Dinophyceae; Suessiales; Symbiodiniaceae
Source: the annotation of a GenBank genome assembly
AUGAUAGCCAAGGAGUUCAACGUGGAAAUCGCUGAGCCUACGAUCAACCAGGAUUCGCAUGCCAUCAAGAGCUUUCUGAUCGCCCACAAAAGGCUCAUGGAACGGAGCGAUGAGCAGCGUGAUCCGGAUGUCCAAGAACUCAGUGACUUGUUCCGAGCUCGGCUGGGGAAUGAAGGUGCUCUGGCUGUUUACAGAGGGGCCUAUCGGCCUAGAGUCAGGGGGCAUGGGCCGGAGGAGGAGCCUGGGGAAGAGGAAAUGGGAGAGGAGGGGGCAGAAGGAGGUGAGGAUGAGGCUGAGGAUCCUGCUACGGAACCGGAGGGGGAUGCGGUUUUUGAAGGACCAGCCGUGGAUCCAGAUCUUGGAAUCCAUGCUAUUUUCGAUAUACCUCAGGAGAACGACAAGGAAGAGGAGGGUGAAAUGGAUGAGGAUAUGGAUAGCCAGAAGGCUUUCGGGUCUCAGAUUAUAGACGCUCCAUCUAUUGCUUCGCUGGAUUCGGACUCCCAGCCAAGCUCGGUGCACGUCAUUGACGUGGUCAACUCGCCAGGUGAGUAUAGCAAUAUGGUUCACAUGAUACUUGUUGUUUUGCUUGUUGUCAGUUUUAAUCUGCCUGUAUAUGUACCACUGUGA